AAAAAUGAAGCAAACCAUCGAGUGCAAGUGAGGAUGAGGUACAGAUGAUGGAAGUUAGGAAAGGGAAGUUGGUAGGAGACAACCAUCUACAUGGGGUGGGAGAAUGGAUUUGGAGAAUGGAGUGGGAGAUUCUGAACUCGGCUCUCAGGGCCCUGCUUCACGCCCUGUCCAGCCUCUUUUCUGCUUUUACUUUCCAGCUACACUGGCCGCCUUUCAGCCUCUCUGCCUUUUCCCUUUGCCAGGAACAUUCUUCCCCUUGCUGGUUGAGAGGCCUGUGAGGCAUCUAAGUGGGGACGGCAUGGGGGCCGAAGGGUGAGGUGGCCUGUAGGGUGGGGUGGUGUGGUAGAGAGGCUGAGAGGAGGGAUGACGAGAGUGGAGAAAUGACUUGGGAGUUAUUGACACGUUCUCUUAUGAAGUGAAGUCCUUGCUGUCUCCAAGCUUAUGUUCUAGUGGGGGGAUGGGGACCACAUAAAUGAGGAACUGUGUGUCCAGGAGAAAAAUAAAGCAGGUAAGAUGGUCAGGGAGGGAGUAGUCAGCAAAGCUUUACUGAGAGGUGAUAUUUGAGCAAAGACGUAGAUGUCAGAGUGAGCUGAGCAGUGUUUUGGAGGAAGAAUAGUCUAGGUGGAGAAGAAGGCAGAGCUCAGUAUGUCAGGGUGGCUGGAGUGGAGUAUGGUGAUAGAAGGAAGAGGAGGAGGGCUGAGAGGUACUGGGGCUUAUUGGCCACUGCCAGGACAGGUGUUCAUGCCAGGUAACAUGGGAGCUGUUGAGGGUUUUGAACAGAGGGACAUAAUCUGACUUACGUGUUAACAGCCUGUGGCUGCCGUGUGCAGAACAGGCUGUAGGGGGCAGAGGAAGAAGCCAAGAUUGCAUAGCCAUAGCUGUCAUCUUUGCCAGGAAUGGGUGACCUUCCUGGGAUCUAAGAAUGGGCAGCUGGCCAAGGAGGCUGAGCAGGUUGGAGGAAGCCGAGAAGGAGCAGUGGUUUCAGAAAGAGGGUGUUGAAAGCUGCAGAGAGAUGAGAGAAGAAACCUGAGAAGCACCUGCUGGAUCUAGCAAGGUGGAAGUUUUGAGGGGCCUCCAGGAGAGCAGCAUCAGUCGUGGAGUGGGAUCAAGAGAGAAGGAAGGUGUCGCCCUGGCAGCCAGGAUCAGUGCUUCGGGGCUUUUAGGUGUGGUUUGUCCAUAAGAGGGUGCUGGUGGCCCAGCUUUUCAGGGGAAAGAUAAGUCGCCUGGCCCCCUCUUUGGGAGUCCUCAGAGCCACUGCUGCCCUCGGACUGAGGCAAGGCCUGACUCUGGAUAAUGGGAGAGUCCCUGUGCUGUUCAGAUCUCCCGAUGACAGGGUGCAGCCCUGUGUUUGCCAUGCAGCACAUCGUGGGUGGGUCCCACAUACUGGUACGGAGGGGUCUCCUUGGAAGGGACCUCCUUAUGAUCAGGACUCUCUGCAGCCCAGGCCCCAGCCAGCCUGGAGAGAAAAGACCUGAAGAGGCGGCAGCCCUCGGGCUGUAUCACCGCCUCCCAGUGGUGGCAAGAGCCCUGGGGCACAGCAUUCAGCAACGAGCAUCCUCCGCAGCCAAGACUUGGUGGGACAGAUAUGAAGAGUUUGUCGGACUCAGUGAAGUUCGAGAGGCCCAGGGAAAUGUGACUGAGGCAGAGAAAGUGUUCAUGGUGGCUCGAGGGCUUGUCCGAGAGACUCGAGAGGACUUGGAAGUUCAGCAGGCCAAGCUGAAGGAGGUGAGGGACCGCUUGGACCGUGUCUCCAGGGAGGACAAUCAGUACUUGGAACUAGCUACUUUGGAGCACAGGAUGCUGCAGGAGGAGAAGAGGCUUCGCUUGGCUUAUCUGCAUGCAGAAGACUCUGAGCGAGAGAAAUUCUCCCUCUUUUCUGCGGCUGUGCGGGAAAGUCACGAGAAGGAGCGCACAAGGGCUGAGAGGACCAAAAACUGGUCCCUCAUUGGGUCAGUCCUGGGGGCCCUGAUCGGUGUGGCUGGCUCCACCUAUGUGAACCGCGUUCGGCUACAGGAGCUGAAGGCCUUACUCCUGGAGGCACAGAAGGGGCCUGUGAGUCUCCAGGAGGCCAUUCGCGAGCAGGCAUCCAGCUACUCCCUCCAGCAGAAGGACCUCCACAACCUCAUGGUGGACCUGAGGGGCCUGGUGCAUGCUGGGGCAGGGCAGGGCUCUGGGUCACUGGCAGGUACUUCCUCCACCCAAGACAGAGACACAGAUGUCCUUUCAGCUGCCUUGAAAGAGCAGCUCAGUCAUUCCAGGCAGGUCCAGUCAUGUCUAGAAGGUUUACGAGAACGACUUGAUGGCCUAGAAAAGACUUUCAGCCAAAUGGCUUGGGAGGUUCAGCUUGCAAAGGCUCCACAUGCAGGCCUGGUGGAGCCAGCAGACAGGGCUAUGCCCAGCUCCUUGCUGGAACAGGGGAGCAUGAUGUUGGCACUGUCAGAUACGGAGCAGAGGCUAGAAGCCCAUGUCAACAGGAACACCAUCUACAGCACUCUGCUCACUUGUGUGACAUUUGUGGCCACACUGCCUGUGCUCUACAUGCUGUUCAGGGCCAGCUAGCUGCCUGGACCAUCCUCCAGAGUGUAGAUUUAGUUAGAGAAUCCCAGCAGUGAGCUGAGCCUUUGGGGGCACACACAACCUCAGCCUGAAGGAGCACCAUCUGUGUGGCUCACCAGCAGGCAUACUUUGCUUUGUAGGCAAUGUUCAUUUAUAUUAAUUAUCAAAACUUUGUGCUAAUGUCUAAUUAAAAUGUCUUAAGUUUUUAUUUAAAA
Molecule: messenger RNA, 2771 nt
Organism: Lemur catta (Ring-tailed lemur)
Lineage: Eukaryota; Metazoa; Chordata; Mammalia; Primates; Lemuridae
Gene: CCDC51
Product: coiled-coil domain containing 51
Exons: 5
Coding region: 1294-2559 (421 amino acids)
Source: RefSeq, a predicted model, not a curated record